AGGGCAUGGGGGAGUGGUAUUUAAAUGGAAAAGCUGACAGUGCUGCUGAGUGAGGGAGCGGGUGCUGCGAGCCGCCAGGCUGCACACGCACACGCACACCGAUGCACACGGACUUCGACACCGAAAUGGACACGGACACAGAAACCACAGCACUCUGCCCCUCCGGCAGCCACCAGGCCUCCCCCCCAGGGACGCCCACACCAGAAGCAGAUGCCACACUGCUGAAGAAGCCAGAGAAACGGUUGGCAGGGUUGGACAGAGGCGGGCCACCCCGUGCCCCAGGGGCCCCCAGACGAAGAGGCAGCAUGCCUGUCCCCUACAAGCACCAGCUGCGGCGGGCCCAGGCUGUGGAUGAACUUGACUGGCCACCUCAAGCCUCAUCCUCUGGUUCCUCUGACUCCUUGGGCUCAGGGGAGACAGUGCCCACCCAAAACGAUGGCAUCUUCAAGGUCAUGCUGGUGGGGGAGAGCGGAGUGGGCAAGAGCACCCUAGCAGGCACUUUUGGUGGUCUCCAGGGAGACAGUGCUCAUGAGCCGGAGAACCCAGAGGACAGCUACGAGAGACGCAUCAUGGUGGAUAAGGAGGAAGUGACUCUAGUUGUUUAUGACAUCUGGGAACAGGGAGACACAGGGGGGUGGCUGCAGGACCACUGCCUUCAGACCGGGGAUGCCUUUCUCAUCGUCUUCUCAGUCACCGACCGACGAAGCUUCUCCAAAGUUCCAGAGACCCUACUUCGGCUCCGAGCUGGGAGGCCCCACCACGACCUGCCUGUCAUCCUUGUUGGAAACAAGAGCGACCUGGCCCGCUCCCGGGAGGUCUCACUGGAGGAGAGCCGCCACCUGGCAGGGACACUGAGCUGCAAGCACAUCGAGACGUCGGCCGCUCUGCACCACAACACGCGGGAGCUCUUCGAGGGCGCGGUGCGCCAGAUCCGGCUGCGGCAGGGCCGGAGCCGUGCCGGGGGCCAGCGGCCCGAGUGGGGCAGCCCCGAGGGCCCCGCGCCGCCCGCGCGCCGCGAGAGCCUCACCAAGAAGGCCAAGCGCUUCCUUGCCAACCUGGUGCCGCGCAACGCCAAGUUCUUCAAACAGCGCUCCAGGUCGUGUCACGACCUCACCGUGCUUUGAGCCGCGGUCGCCAUGGUCACGCGGUCGCCAUGGUCACCGCGCCCUCCGCUCGCCCCCUCGCCCCUCCCCGCUCCGCCCCGGUCCGGCUUCCUUUGUGACGACCGUCUAGGAAACCAAAAACUCCCAGGACGCCCUGGUGUGGCCGCGGGGGGCGGGCCCAGACCCCUGCGGGGAAGGGGCCGGGGGGGUCUUCCCCCCUCGGCCCCGCCCCGCCCUCGGGCGUCCUGUGGAUACCUCCUUUCCGCAGAGCGCCUGGAAGGCCACGACGCAGCCCUGCGGUGGGGGCUCGCUGCGGCCGGUGGGCGGGGCGGGUUUCGGCUGGCAGGAAGGAAAAUAGUUCUGCAAGGUAUUUUGUUUUUUAUUAAUUCGCGCUUGACCACCUCUCCUGUAAAGAGAUCCUAACAGCGAGAACUGGCAAAGUGCUUUGUAGACUCCUUUACAGUUUUCCACCUUUGUACUCUGAGCGCACAUGCCUCACCUUUAAGAGAGUCUUAAAGGUAAAGACACGGAGACGCUUCUUGGAGACUUUUCAUAAAACGUUCGAGCUCUUAUCUGCUGCACUUGUCCACUUUGCCUUUAAGCAGUUCUUAAAGGCAAGGACCUCGAAGCGCCAUUUUCCAGAAUUAAGUCUGUGAUUUACAAUUACACCACGGCACUUCCCCUUUAAGGUUAUUAAAGGUAAGGUGUGGACAGACGUUUGCCUUCAGAUGACAGCGCGAAGAGCUGAGCCGGUGGCAAACCUCUUUCGGCCAGGGCCCAGGAGGCACCAGCAAGGGGGCCGUCCUUCCCUUUUCAAUAAAGAAUUUUUCUACUGCACUUGCUCACUUUGACUCUCUGUUCUCAAAGCCCCCACGGAAAAGAUGGAUGUAGAUGGAAACUGUUGCAGACAAGAAAACUCAGG
Molecule: messenger RNA, 2025 nt
Organism: Ceratotherium simum simum (southern white rhinoceros)
Lineage: Eukaryota; Metazoa; Chordata; Mammalia; Perissodactyla; Rhinocerotidae
Gene: REM2
Product: RRAD and GEM like GTPase 2
Cellular component (GO): plasma membrane
Molecular function (GO): GTPase activity; GTP binding; calcium channel regulator activity
Source: RefSeq, a predicted model, not a curated record